AUGCCAAGUACAACGGAGGUCAUAUAUAUGAUCCUGAUUGCUGGUGAAUUUGCUGUAGGGAUUUGGGGAAAUGGAUUCAUUGUCCUGGUUAACUGCAUUGGCUACCUCAAAAGGAGAGAUAUCUCCUUGGUUGACAUCAUCCUAGUCAGCUUGGCCAGCUCCAGAAUAUGUUUCCUGUGUGCAAUAUAUUUAGAUGGCUUUGUUAUGGUGCUCUUUCCAGAUGUAUAUACUGAUGGUGAAUUAAUGAGCAUUUUUGAUAUUUUCUGGACCCUUAGCAAUUUUUCAAGUGCCUGGUUUACUUCUUGCCUCAGCAUCUUCUAUUUACUCAAGAUAGCCAAUAUCUCCCACACACUUUUCCUCUGGCUGAAGCAAAAUGUUAACAAGAUCAUCCUUGGGAUUCUUCUGGGGUCCUUUCUCAUCUCCUUACUUAGUGUUCCAAUGACCUACUGCUACUGGCCUGAUGAUUUCUGGUAUCAGUUUGUGGACAAUAAUGAAGAAAAUUUAACUUUGGAAUUCAAAGUGAGUAAAACCCCAAACCCUUGGCGACAGAUUCUCCUGAACUUGGGGGCUGUAGUCCCCUUUAUUUUAUCCCUGAUAUCCUUUGUAUUGUUACUUUUCUCCUUGUUCAGACACACCACGCAGAUGAAACUUUACGGCACAGGGUCUGGAGACCCCAGCACAGAAGCCCACAUGAGAGCCAUCAAGGCAGUGAUCAUCUUUCUGCUCCUUUUCAUUGUGCACUGUACAGUCUUUCUUGUACUAACCUCUAGCUUUCUGAUUCCUCAGACAAAAUUAGUGGUGAUGUUUGGUGGCGUAAUAACCAUCAUUUUCCCAACAAUCCAUUCAUUCAUCCUGAUAAUGGGAAAUAGCAAGCUGAGGGAAGCUUUUCUGAAGGUCCUAAGUUUUGUAAAGGGUUUCACAAUCCUUUGUUCCAUACCAAGCCCUGGGGAGACUGCUGAAUGA
Orycteropus afer afer is the source of this 963-nucleotide messenger RNA. RefSeq names its product taste receptor type 2 member 9. The transcript has a single exon. Gene Ontology annotation, cellular component: membrane. NCBI's taxonomy places the organism in Eukaryota, Metazoa, Chordata, Mammalia, Tubulidentata, Orycteropodidae. Bases 1 to 963 code for a protein of 320 amino acids. Gene Ontology annotation, biological process: sensory perception of taste; detection of chemical stimulus involved in sensory perception of bitter taste; G protein-coupled receptor signaling pathway. Gene Ontology annotation, molecular function: bitter taste receptor activity; G protein-coupled receptor activity. The record is from RefSeq and is a predicted model, not a curated record.